UAUAUAUAUAUAUAUAUCUUCAUUCAUUCCCCCUAUUAUUCUCUCCCUUCUUUCCUUUAUUAUCUCAUUAACAAGGUUUGAUUAAGAAAUCAUGGGUUCUGAGAAGUUUGUUAAGUCUAAUUUUACACAAACAUGCACUCGUUUUAGCCAGUUUUUGAAAGAGAGGAGGUCUUUUGGUCAUCUUGAUGCUUUUAAGACUCUUGCUUCGUCCGACCUUGAUGUCAAAGGAGCUGGAGCCAAAGAGGUAACAAAUGCUGCAACAAAUAAUGUAUUUCCAAAGAAUAUUGAGAAGGAGAAGAUGUCUUUGGAGCUCUUUCCUAUGAUGAGUUCAUUGACCGCUGCUAAUGGUGCUGAAAACUCUACCAAAAUUAUGGCUGAUUCCAGAGAAUCGCCAAUUUCAAAAGAGGAGCCUAAGAUUUCUACUAGUACACCAAGCAUGACCAUAUUUUAUGGUGGAAGAGUACUUGUUUUUAAUGAUUUGCCUGAGGACAAGGCUCAAGAAAUCGUGUCUCUUGCUAAAAAUGGAAUGAUGGGUCCUCGAUCCCAAGCCCAGACUCAGACUCAGGCUCAUAACGAAUCACAAACCCCUCGUGCUAUCAAUGAUGUGCUAGCACAAGAUGUGGCCACUCAAGGAGUGGGUAACUUGUCCGAUUUGCCUAUGGCAAGGAGAGUCUCCCUUCACCGGUUCAUGGAGAAGAGGAAGCACAGGGUCGCCGCUAAUGCACCUUACCAAAUUCGAAACUCAAUGGCUGAUGAUUCUCAUCCUCAAAAAUUCGGCUCAAUGAAAAGUUUGUAUGAUCAACAACUUGAGUUAAAGUUGUAGACUUCAAAAGUUUGUGUUCAUCUAUCAUGUCUUAAUUAAGUAGUUAAAGACCAAUUAUAUGUAAAAAAUUAAUUUCUUAGUUUGUCAUAUGUUGAUUUGAAGAAGUGAUUUAUCUUAUACUCACUUCAUACUCAUUAGCUAGGUACGUUGUAUAAUUUUCCAUAUUCCUUGAUCUAAAUAUUAUAUUUAUUCAUACUAUUUAUUACUGAA
Molecule: messenger RNA, 1033 nt
Organism: Chenopodium quinoa (quinoa)
Lineage: Eukaryota; Viridiplantae; Streptophyta; Magnoliopsida; Caryophyllales; Amaranthaceae
Product: protein TIFY 10A-like
Exons: 3
Coding region: 92-823 (243 amino acids)
Biological process (GO): regulation of jasmonic acid mediated signaling pathway; response to wounding; regulation of defense response
Cellular component (GO): nucleus
Source: RefSeq, a predicted model, not a curated record